UAUAGUCUGCAUUUUACAUUUAGAUCAUUUGAUGUUCUGGACCUAUGUAUUAUAAAUCGUAAUCCUAAAUUUUUAGAAAGAUUACGGUUGGAGAAUAAGAUUGUCUAAUGGUCAUUUGAACUUAUUUUUUAAAGAAGUAAAUCAAAACUUUCUUCAGCACUAUCUAAAAUACAAGUGCUACAAUGGAUAAAAGGAAAUUAUCGACUGCGGGCGAUAGUCUUUAUCAAAUUUUGCAAGUGCCUAAAACUGCAACGGCCGAUGAUGUCAAGAAAAGUUAUCGGAAAUUGGCUUUGAAAUACCACCCAGACAAAAAUCCUAAUAACCCAGAAGCAUCCGAUAAAUUUAAAGAAGUUAACCGAGCACAUACUAUCCUGAGUGACGCUACGAAGAGAAACAUUUACGACAAUUAUGGCUCGCUCGGACUGUACAUAGCCGAACAAUUCGGAGAAGAAAAUGUUAACGCCUAUUUCGUCGUCACAAGCACUUGGUGCAAGGCACUGUGUUGUAUUUGUGGAAUCCUAACUGGAUGUUACUUUUGCUGCUGUCUGUGCUGCUGUUGUAAUUGCUGCUGCGGCAAAUGUAAACCUCGUCCGCCUGAAGAAUCUGGUGACUAUCACACCCUGGAGCGAGAUGAUUCAGACGGAGUUCAACCUGUCACAAUGCAGCCCGGAGGUGAAGGCCGUCCGACCGGUGAACAGGCGCCACCCAUCGCAAUGCCGAUGCCCAUGCCGGCGCCGGCGUCGGGCGCCUCUGAAAAUACGGGGCUCAACACAGGGGGCAGUAUUCCAAAAUACACAUGAAGUAGUUACAUCUUAAUCUAACAUUAUUUGUAAGAGAAAUGAGGAACUGACUACUUAUUACCACCAACAAUGCACCUUUCAGCUGUAAGCCUAAAAUAUUUAUUUAUUUAUUUUAUUAAAUUUUAUAGUUUAUAUAUAUAUUUUUUUACUAUUCUUUGAUACUUUAAUUUUAUUAAACAUUAUUGUAAAAGGAAUUUGUAUUUUGUUUUUAUCGUUAUAUUGCUUAUAAAGUUUGAGUGUAAAAUCUGCAAUGUUGUAGGUAUAAGUAGUUGAUGAUUGUUGAACCUAUGUGUUAUAUAUUCAGUCAAAGCUUUAAUAUCAAUGUUCUUAAUGCUGAUUCCAUAAGUAUUACAUUUAGCGAGGAGAUGGGUUUGAAGAGAUUACUGUUUUGGAAUUAUGCCACCGUAGCUAAUGCGACCUAGUUUUAUUGUAAUGUGUUAACUUAUUCCAUUAAUUUUUUUAUAACGAAUUAAAUAAUCUAAUAUUUUCAUAGAAAAGAUUGCCAUUGUUUAUAAUGUUACUUUAAAAAUAUGUCUGUGUAUAUUUAAAUACAAAUUAUAUAAUCUAAAUUUUUUUAUUGUUGCAUUUUUAAGUUAUGGCAAUGAAAACUCAGAUUUUUUUUCCAUGAAUCUUCAAUAGGAAACUAGAGGGAUUUCGAACUCGGAUUUCUAAGAUUAUGCUAUUGAUAUAUUCAUAACGUAUAAAAACUUAGAUAUUCUAAAAUCAAUUAUGAGUCGUGCCUAUAAAUAAGAAACAUAUAGUACGUGUUAGAUUGAGCAGCUUAGCAUUUUUUUGCAAUUUAAAUGAUCUUGAUGUAAGUAUGUAUACCAAUUGUUGUUGUAAAAUGUCCUUUCCCAAAUAUUUAUUUAGCCUAAUACAAUCUGGCCUAGAAUUAUAAAAAAUUACGCUCAAAGUUGCAUACUAUAUCAGAAAUUCAAUAAUUCGAUAUAUUUUAUAUGUUACGUCCACUCAAACGUGUUACGAAACUGUUUUAUCCUACUAUAUAAUCAAAUGUAUGAGAAAGAAUUUGUUAUACGAUGUUCAUGAAUUCACUGUUUAUACCGGUUUUUUUUUGUUAGAAAUCUUGAAUUGAUAAUUAGAGGCCAUGUUAAAGUAUAUUUAUGAUCAUAAACCGGUUGCCGUAAUUAUAUUAAGCUUUACAUAUGUAUAUAAAUGUGUCGUCUGAAUAUGAAGUAUUAAAUAUAACUUCUUUGAAUUCG
Molecule: messenger RNA, 2020 nt
Organism: Danaus plexippus (monarch butterfly)
Lineage: Eukaryota; Metazoa; Arthropoda; Insecta; Lepidoptera; Nymphalidae
Gene: Csp
Product: dnaJ homolog subfamily C member 5
Exons: 2
Coding region: 183-800 (205 amino acids)
Biological process (GO): regulation of neuromuscular synaptic transmission
Cellular component (GO): type Is terminal bouton
Source: RefSeq, a predicted model, not a curated record